AAACAUAUCCAGAACCUGAAAAACCUGAUGAUAAAUCUGCAAAAGAAAGUAUUGUAGAACCUUCAACAAGAACAAGAUUCCAAACUUUUAAAGCAUCAUCAGACUCAAGAGCAAAAACAAAAGAAGGUCAAAGAGAUAGACAACGAGAAUAUAGAGCUUCUUUGAGAUAUUGUAGCUUAGAUGAAUAUCAGAAGGAGGUCAAAGAUAAUACACCACUUCAAGCACCAUCACCAGAAAUUUAUUAUUUGCUUACAAAAAAAGAUCCAAUAUCUAAAAGUGAUUAUUAUCAUCAAAUUAGCUUAGCUUUGCCAGAACAAGAAGGAAUACCAAAAUUUUCUCAAAUAUAUUUUUAUAAUUCUUCAGAUAUUGAAGCACAAAUUGAUAGAAGACAUAAUGUAAUGAAGCAAUCAUUAAACAGAGAUAUGAUAACUAAAGAAAUAGCUGCAAUUUGUUUUUCUAAUGAAAAUAUGUAUAUAAGAGAUAUUCUUAUUGUAAGACAUGAUAAUGAAUUAGAAAAAAUAUCUGAAUUACAUUGUGCAUAUGAUUUUUUAGCAUAUUUUUUGCUAUUUCUAUAUAGAGAAUAUGCCUCUAAAAUCUCUAAAGCUGAAGCUGAAGCAAGUAGUACUUCUAAUAUUGAUUUUGAUACUUUAUUAGAAAGAGAAUUACAAAGUCAAACAGGAUUAUCAAGAAUUUUAAAAUCUGCAACUAUUAGAAGUUCAUCAAGUAUGAUGUGUCUUGAUAAUGAAAAUAUUGAUACAAGUAAUAAAAAAUAUUUAGAAAGUAGAUCUUCUGAGCAUAAUAAUCGUCGAAGUGCUAUAAUAAAAGAUCACAAAAGUGGAGCAAGAAAUGAAAAAGAGGAAA
Molecule: messenger RNA, 861 nt
Organism: Dentiscutata erythropus
Lineage: Eukaryota; Fungi; Glomeromycota; Glomeromycetes; Diversisporales; Gigasporaceae
Source: the annotation of a GenBank genome assembly